Messenger RNA from Pomacea canaliculata, 4492 nucleotides. RefSeq names its product ubiquitin-conjugating enzyme E2 H. The transcript has 7 exons. Gene Ontology annotation, cellular component: nucleus. Lineage: Eukaryota; Metazoa; Mollusca; Gastropoda; Architaenioglossa; Ampullariidae. Gene Ontology annotation, biological process: protein polyubiquitination; ubiquitin-dependent protein catabolic process. The record is from RefSeq and is a predicted model, not a curated record. Gene Ontology annotation, molecular function: ubiquitin conjugating enzyme activity. Bases 102 to 647 code for a protein of 181 amino acids.
CACGUGACCUAACGUCAUUCCUAGCAGAAGACUCCGCCAUUAGCUGUUGUUGUUUUGGAGGUGGGCUACAAAAGUCUGUUGCCCGAAAAAAUAUCUCCGCAAUGUCAUCUCCCAGCCCAGGAAAACGUCGUAUGGACACUGAUGUUGUAAAACUUAUUGAGAGUAAGCAUGAAGUCACCAUCAUGGGUGGUCUCAAUGAAUUUAUGGUCAAGUUCUAUGGCCCACCAUCCACUCCUUAUGAGGGGGGUGUAUGGAAGGUCCGUGUGGACUUACCAGAGAAAUAUCCAUUCAAGUCACCUUCCAUAGGGUUUAUGAACAGAAUCUACCAUCCAAAUAUAGAUGAAGUGUCUGGAACAGUCUGUUUGGACGUGAUUAACCAAGCAUGGACUGCUCUUUAUGAUUUAUCCAACAUUUUUGAGUCAUUUUUGCCACAACUUCUCACCUAUCCUAACCCCAUUGACCCCUUGAAUGGGGAUGCAGCAGCACUUUACCUCCACAAACCUGAAGAGUACAAGAAAAAGGUGCAGGAGUAUGUUCAGAAGUAUGCAACAGAAGAGGCACUGCGGGAACAAGAACAUGUGGAGUCCUCCAGCGAGUCAUCGAUGAGCGACUUUUCGGAGGAUGAGGCACAGGACAUGGAACUAUAACCUGCCUCAGUCCUAGCGCCUUUUCAAAUUGUACUUCAUGUGUAAAUAGUCUGGCUGGAUACUGUCUGCAUACUGCUCCCACUAACCGAUCCAUAGCUAUUCAGCUCAGUUGCAUUCUUGGCAGAAGAGCCCAUGGUGACAGUGGGUGUGCAAAUUUUGUGUCUGUGGUUUCUGCUUGAAAGGAGUAUACCUGUCGACUACAAGCGACUGCUGUGAAUAGUUCUGCCUGGGUUUUGCCAGACUUGCAGGUUUUCUCCUCUUUGGGUAGACAGCUACCAGGCUACUCUGGCUGAAUAAAGCUUUUCUUGAGGUUCUCAGAUGGAUCUGACUGGUAUGUAACCAAUGGCUCCAACUUUUAGGGACAGCAAGACCUGGGAUGAAGGGCUUAGGAUAAGUGUUAAAGGAAGAGAAAUUGCAGAAGAAAGAAAAUUAAUGCUGGAUGGAGGUGGAUCCUAAUAUUUAAGUAGCUUUGCUUCAGAUGACAAUGAAAAAUAUCACAAUGGUUUUGCCUUCAUCAAGCAUUAGUCUCUUUGUGAAAAUUGUGUUGCAGGUUUGAAAUCCCCUCUCCUCAUCCAGUGUAAUUUAGGGUAAAGUCUGAAAAGUAGAACUGAGAAAUGAUCAAAUAAAAUGUUUUUCCCCAAAGAAUUUGCUUACAAGGCUACCAGAUUUGGAUCAGGGUAUAAAUGUGAGAUGCUUGAUCAUUGAUGUUGCUGUUUACAACAUGCCGAAGAAGAGUAGUUUAUGUUAAAAUGUUGUAAGCUCUAUUAAAUGUUAUAUGUGCAACAUUUAGACCCUUCUGUAUCCCAGAUUUGCUGGCCCUGUUUUAAUCCUCUGAAGUGGAAGACAUUGUGUUGGCAGUAGCUAGCAGUGUUGAAUGAGUGAAACCUUGAGUAAUUGAACUCCCCUUUCUACAUCCCAUUUUGUCUGAGAGUUGAAGUUUUUUGUUUCUCAGUUUUAAUCAUCUUUUUUUUCCAUUAUCAUGUCACAGUUUUGUUUUUAACUGAUUGAAGUGUAAAAUGUAACUACCUUCAUCAUGUCAUGUGGUUAUUCCCCUAAGACGACAAGGGGGGUUUGCAUCAUGAUUAUUCCGCUUUUCUUCAUUAAGCGUUCUGCAGCAUAGAGUGUACAAGUGUGUCGGUGCAAGUGGUGCAUAUGCUAGAUUGUUAACAUGAAUGGUUUAGUCACAAAUAAAAAAGAAUAAAAGAAUACUUUUCAAAUGUUAUUCCACAGAGUGUGCACUUGUCCUUGCUUCAGACUUUUUUAAUCAUACACUUUGUUUUAUACAGAUAUACUGAUAGCACUUUUCUUGUUUUAGCAUUAGUGUGGUAGGUCUUAGUUGUGGAUGUUGAUGUAUAGUCAGUCUUGCCAUCAUCUCAAUGGAUGUAGGUGCUUUACAAAUUUUUCAGUGGAAUUAACAGGUAUUUUUUUAGUUUUGAAUUGACACCAACCUUUUCAUUUUGGUUUCGUCAGUCUAAUUGAACAUAAAUACAACAUCAUAGACUUGUAAGGUCCCUGGACUGCCAAAUGUGUUAUCUUUCUCCUAUUUCUUUAUUUACACUUUUACCCCAAGAGCUGACAGGUACAAAAGAUUGGGUUGCCACUAUUUGAAAAGAUGUUCUCUUUCUGCAAAACUAUCAUUUUUCUACUUUACAGUCUUCAUAAUGCCAUUGAAAGUGUUUGAUAUAUAUAUAUACAUUUUUAUUUCUUUGAGCAUGUUAUCUCCAUAAAUAUACCUGCAUGACUAAAAGUCUGUAUCUGUUAUAAUAAUGCCCAACACUGCUGGAGAUAGUUUUGGAUUGUAUAAAAGAAUAAUGGUGGUGGGGGGAGGAACAUUCUAAAAAAAAGCCAUAAAUUUCAAAAGAUUUUUCUUUUCCAAACCCAUUUUGACCGCUUUUAAUUUUGAAAAAAUCUAAAUAUUAAUAAAACUCGAAUAAGCUGUAAAAGCCCUCAUGACUGAAUUGUUUCAAGAAAUGUGUGAUUAUAAUAAAGAUAUUAAAAGAUGUCCUUUCUACUAGUUACUGUCUUGUUUUGAAAAAGAAGUAGGAUGAGGUUGAAGUCCCAAGUUUUAUAUAUUACAAAAAAAAGCAUAAGUGUGAUUUUAUUAGGACAACUGUUGGAGGUACUUUGAGUAAUAAGUUAGCAAGAGGUGAAAGAUCAUUUUUAAAAAAAAGUAUAAUUGCGCAAACUAAAGAGAUGGAGUCAGAUUUUCUUGAAUUGAAUGGACUAGUUCUUACAGUUUUCAACCAAGUUAUAGUAUGCAGCCCUUAAAUUUUUUUUUUUAAUUCAAAACUAUGUUGAAAGAAAACCAGUAAUUUUAGGAGUACUUGGAUGAAGCACCAAGCUUUUUUUCAUGUAAUUCUUGGAGUUGUGUUUACAGAAUUUUGGCAUAAACUAUAGUUGCAAAUAACUUGAGUAGUGUACAGAUCACGAGAUAAAAAGCUAAAUGUUGACAAUGAUAUUGGAAGUGGAAAACUAAUUUAUAAAAUCUUUGCUUGUUUAGGUGCAUCCUGUGCACAUAAGCUCCCUCAUAUUUUCAUCUGCUAAGAAAUCAAAUGCAAACAUAUGGUAAACAAUGCUUGACAGGGAUAGGUAUUAUGUACAGCUGUAUGUGCUUGUGCAAUGGGAAAUAUUAUAGUCUCAUCUUUGUGCAAAUGUGAAGUCUGUGAUUGUUGCCAUGCAGUGUUACCUGCUAUUGUUUCAUCACGGACGUAUAUUUAGUUCGUGGUUUCAUUGACUUACUCCUAUCACAUUAAGGGUUGGUGGAAUAUUUACUCCUUUAGAUUUGUGUGUGAACUUGUAUGGAGCAGGAUUUUUUUUUUAAUUUGCUGUACAUCUUUAUAGUUUGAUAAACCUUAUAUAGUGUACAGAAAGGCAUGCAGUAUCUUGCGGCCUGUGAAGUGUGCUGCACUUUAUGGUCUUUUCUAUAAACCAAAAGACAAUUUUCUCUGGAAAUAUUUAGCUUCUAGUGGUUUCUAAAAAAAAAUUUCCCUAAAGAUAGCAUAAGUACUCUUUAAAGAUGUCCAUCAGGUAACUUAAUAUAAUAAGGGUAAAUAUUUUGUUGAAAAUUUGCAAAUAUUUGGUGACUACUAUUUAUUUUUUCAAACCAAAUGCAUGCACAUUAAAAGUCUUCAAAAGAAUUUUUUUUCUCUUUGUGAUAUAUCUCUACAAUCCCUAUGCACAGAAAGAGAUCAAAACCUGUCCAUUUAUGAUCCAAGUAUAUUUAUGGACUCUGGUGAGGCGACGGAUUUUUUGUGCACCCUUGUAUUUCAAGAACAGUUGGUCAUUCCCUGUGUGAAAUCAAUGUGAUUUGGGAUAAUGUUAUUAAACUUAGCCAUUUUUCUUGGGAUUUUGUUGUGAGGGGGUGAAGAAUGGGGGAUGCAGGGGAAAAGUGGAAAUAGCAGUCUGUUAAACCUUUUACCCUCAACUUGGAUAGGUAGAUUAUAGCAUACAAUUGUCUAAUACAAAUUAGUAUUGUGUGCCAGCUUAUCCUAAUGGCCAAGAUGUUUCUUUUACUGUAAAGGAUCAGUAUCAGUAAUGAUACUAGGAUCGCCAGAAUGUUAGGGUUGUUUUUUUUAACACUUCUGUUCAUCAAAUUGCAGCAAAAGCAAAUUCUAAUUUUUGUCAAGCAUGGCUUUGAAAGUGGCUGUUACGUUCUGUUAUGUGCAGAGAUCUGAUAAAUUCUCCAGUAAUCAUUUUCGUGUAAUAUCAGUUUUUUAAUAGCAAGAAUUUUCUCUGAAAUUUGCUAUCAGUAGACUGUUCAUCCUUUAUGCUCUCAUUUAAGCAAUUUGUUUACAAUUUUGUAAUGUCUUCGUCAAACUUACAAAAAUAAACAUGGACAUUUAUUA